AUGAUCGAGAAUGCUCUGUAUAGAGAUCCUAGAAUAUUGGAAGCAGCUGCAGUGGGAGUACCAGACCAUCGAUUAGGUGAGCUGGUCACGGCCCUGGUUACGCUCAAGCCAGCCUACAGAGGCAAGGCCGAAGUUACUGAAACUGAGUUGAUGGAGUUGGCUCGGCAAUAUCUUCCGCACUUUGCAAUCCCGGUCAUGAUCCUCAUCCAAGAGGGCGACUUCAAGCAUACACCCUCCGAGAAGGUCAUCAAAACUGAGCUUCGUAAAAUCGCAGCUGCAGAAUGGGAGAAGCGCAAGGCUAUGGGAUCUAGUAAGCUCUAG
Molecule: messenger RNA, 321 nt
Organism: Marasmius oreades (fairy-ring Marasmius)
Lineage: Eukaryota; Fungi; Basidiomycota; Agaricomycetes; Agaricales; Marasmiaceae
Exons: 2
Coding region: 1-321 (106 amino acids)
Biological process (GO): fatty acid metabolic process
Molecular function (GO): medium-chain fatty acid-CoA ligase activity
Source: RefSeq, a predicted model, not a curated record